Molecule: messenger RNA, 608 nt
Organism: Entamoeba histolytica HM-1:IMSS
Lineage: Eukaryota; Evosea; Mastigamoebida; Endamoebidae
Exons: 1
Molecular function (GO): ATP binding; nucleic acid binding
Source: RefSeq, a predicted model, not a curated record
AUGAAAGAAAGGAAAGAAUAUAAUAAAAGAAGAGAAGAAGAGAUAUUAACGAGAUAUAUGAGUAGAUAUGAAACGCCAUUUUUAAAGAAGCCACAAACAAUAAUGACGAAAAGUGAAAGAAGACAGGAAAAGAAAGAAGAAGAAGAGGGAGAAAGACUUCUUCGUCCAAGAGGAAGAGAGGGAAAGAAAGAGAAGAUAGAGGAGAUACGAAGACGAGGGAUUGAGAGAUAUAUUAAGAUAGAGAGUGUGAGAAAAGAGUAUGAGAAGAAAGGGAUACAAGAGUUAUUUGAGUGGCAAGUUGAGUGUCUAAAAACAAAAGGGGUUAGAGAAGGUACAGAGAAUUUAGUGUAUAGUGCACCGACAAGUUCAGGGAAAACGUUAGUGAGUGAAAUUCUGAUGAUAGAGCGAUACUGCCAAACACAAAAGAAAAUGAUAUACAUAGUACCAUAUGUGUCAAUGGCACAAGAAAAAGAAGAGUAUUUUCAAGAGAUAUUGAAAAGUAUAAAAAUCAAUAUAAAAGGGUAUUUUCAAAAUCGAGGAAUAGACAAAGAAUUUGAUAUUGGGAUAUGUACUAUUGAGAAGGGGAAUGGAUUAAUUAAUAAACUAAU